Molecule: messenger RNA, 1419 nt
Organism: Seminavis robusta
Lineage: Eukaryota; Bacillariophyta; Bacillariophyceae; Naviculales; Naviculaceae
Source: the annotation of a GenBank genome assembly
AUGCCUCAGAGGUACGAGAACGUUGAAUUUUCCGAAGACGGUGCGGUUGGCAACUUGAAACUGGAUCGGAAAGGUUUUGCUUUCUUACCCAAUGGAGGAGAUGAGACAGAGGAUCUGCGAGAAUGCAAGUGGGACAAAAUUGUGGAAUACGCCGCCUGUGGCAGUAGUGCAAGUUCAACAGAGCACAAGUUGCGCCUGGUUCUGCGCAAGGUAUCCAAGAGCAAGGGCACCGAAAAGAAAAAAGAGAUCCUUCUCGCCUUUGAGAGUCACGACGACUUGUACAAGGUCGAAAAAGACAUUUGCGGCUACAUGCGGCGCAACAGUAUUCUGCAAGACGACUCGUUGUCGGGCAGUUUGCCGUUCCAUCUGGAUCGUCGAUCCAGCCACAACAGCACCAGCCCGUUCGAUCUGUCCUUUUCCUCGACGACAUCGACCAUACCGGUAUCACCAUCCGCAUCCAGGAGAAUGAGCAACGAUUUCCUACGGUCGAGCUCUUCUUUGCCGCCGGUGUCACCCUUUUCGGAUACUUCGUCCCAUUCGGCGGCGCUUGACGACCAACCGCUGCCGGCGGCGGAAAAAGCACUCUACCAAAGCGUGACAGUCGGAGGAAAGGAGGGGAGUUUGGACAUGUCACAAGACGGUCUUUUAUUCUACAAAAAGGGCAAAACAAAAAGCAGGAACAAACCCAAACAGAUUCCCUUCUCUGCAAUUCAAAAGCUGCAAGUCAACACCACAGCGCCCAAGUUGAAACUUACCUUUAAAGAUGAAGAGGAUGCGGUUUUGUUCGCCUUUUCCGGACGAGAGGACAUGGAGGAGGUGAAGAAAGAGAUCGAGUCUCAUAUACACUUAGAAUCGAAAAAGACGGAUCCAUUACGUCCUACUAGUAUGGCGGAUCCAAAGCAGAGCGACCCACCGCAACCUUCUACAAAUGAUGGUCAGAUUCAAAAAGCAGAUGACAAAGAAUCCGCUAUUGCACAUGGUUUGGAGAGAGGGCAAGCAUGGAGGUUGCAGAGGGAAGCGUCUAUUGAAGAAUCGAAAGAUCUACAAGAGCGAACGGAGGAUAUUCGAAGUCGGCCUGAAAUGUGGAGCAUCACCUACGAGCAGCUCCUGCAAUUGGCCGAGGAUGUCAAAUUGAAAUUUGGUAAGUUCAAAUACAAACGAGCCACCAUGAGAGACGUGAACCGAAAGAUCCUCGAGCCACAUUGUAUAAAGACGGGGACAUCGUAUGCCCUUAGUUUGAACCCGGAAGGGCUGUUGGUGGAUGCCUUUAUCACUCACGCCUGGGAUGAAAAAUUCGCUGACUUCGUGGAGGUAAGAGUGUUUUCUUGGUAUCAGCAGAAAAUAUGCGCACUUUCUCACUUAUUUAUCCCUCUUCGUCCUCUCGGCAGUCUAUUCGUCUCUGUUUCCAUUCCACCCUAG